UACACCCCCCGCCUACAUGAACGUGACUUCUGCAGCCUAUAUAUACACUAAGACAGUCUCCUGUCUUCACUGCAUCACUCAGCUGACACCUGAACUCAUUCACCUUUACCUGACAGAACAACCAGUCCUUCAUCAGGAUGAAGACUCUGCUGGUCCUCUCCGUUCUACUGUGUGCUGCAUUAGCAGCUCCAGCUGGAGACGAGCAGAAACCUUUAGAAACAGUAGUGGAGCUCCCUCAGGAAGACGCUGCUCUUGAAGCUGCCCAGUCUGAACCUGAACCUGAGGAGGAAGCAGUUCCUGAACUUCAGUUUAACUUCUGUCCGAACUUCUGGCAACCACAUGAAUCUCUCUGCUUCAAGUUGAUCAGCAUUCCCAAGUCCUGGCACGAAGCGGAGGAGUACUGCAAUAAUCUGGGGGGCCACCUGGCCUCAGUCACAAACAGCAUGCAGUACAACUUCCUCCAGGGAAUGGCUCUGAACUACCACCAGAGCGUAGCGUGGCUUGGAGGCUUCUACCUGCAGGACCGCUGGAUGUGGAUUGAUCGCAAGAGUUUCCAUUACUCCAACUGGUACUCUCAGGCCACCCCAAGCAGCAGCUCCUGCAUGUAUUUACGCUCUAAUACCGGCUGGAGUAACACUCGCUGCAACAAUAAUUAUGCCUUCAUUUGCGUGAAGAACCCGUUCGGCUGUUAGCAUGGAGGCUAAAUACCUGCAG
Molecule: messenger RNA, 714 nt
Organism: Melanotaenia boesemani (Boeseman's rainbowfish)
Lineage: Eukaryota; Metazoa; Chordata; Actinopteri; Atheriniformes; Melanotaeniidae
Product: ladderlectin-like
Exons: 9
Coding region: 138-692 (184 amino acids)
Source: RefSeq, a predicted model, not a curated record